AUGGAGGAGAUUCCAUGGGGAAAUUGCUCUUACGAUUUGGAAAUGGACCAUGAAGUCACAGAAAGUUUGUGUGACACAAACAACACAUUUGAGGAAGAGUUCCUAAGAGAUAUCUUCCAUCAGACACCACAAGAUCUAUUCAUGAGUCUCCCUAUUGACAACAACAACAACUCAUCCAUCAAUGUCUCUCAUUCAACUGAUCAACAUGUUGCAGAAAAGCCAUCAUCUUAUAUUCUUUCUUUUGACAAAUCCUCUAUAUUGUUACCACCAACUCAACAACAUAUUGAUCAUUUGAAAUGUUCUUUGCCCUUGUCAUCAAAAUCAAAGGCUAACCAAAGCUCGAAUUCGAGGAAGCGUCGAAGCGCAUCUGAAACACUUGAUCACAUAAUGGCGGAGAGGAAAAGGAGAAAGGAAAUUAGAAUGAUGUUUAUAGAACUUUCAGCCAUUUUACCUGGAUUGAAGAAGACAGAUAAAAGUUAUAAACUAAGAGAAGCUGUCAAUUACGUGAAACAAUUUAAAGAACGUGUAAAAGAGUUGGAGCAAGACAUCAAGAAGAGAGAUAAGGAAUUUGUUAACACACUCACAAGAUCUCAUCUCUUCAUUGACAACGAUGUUGCAAUUAUUGGUGCAAGCACUGGAUUCUUGGAGCAAGACAUCAAGAAGAGAGAUAAGGAAUCUGUUAACACACUCACAAGAUCUCAUCUCUUCAUUGACAACGAUGUUGCAAUAGGCGAAAAGAAGACCGAAGAAUCUUAUGAGUGCAACCAAUCACUUCCUCAGGUUGAAGCAAGAGUCCUGGGGAAGGAAGUGUUAAUUAGGGUUCAUUGUGUGAUGCAAAAAGAGAUUGUGGUCAAUAUAAUGUCUCAGCUUCAACUUCAUCAUCUCUCCAUAACUACUUCCAGUAUCUUGCCAUUUAGAAAUACUCUUAACAUCAACAUUGUUGCUCAGAUGGAUGAUAACUGCAACUUGAUAGUGAAAGCUCUAGUGAAAAAACUAAAACUAGUGGCUACAUUACAGACAUGUGAUGAUGUGCAACAGUGA
Molecule: messenger RNA, 1041 nt
Organism: Vicia faba (fava bean)
Lineage: Eukaryota; Viridiplantae; Streptophyta; Magnoliopsida; Fabales; Fabaceae
Source: the annotation of a GenBank genome assembly